Naumovozyma castellii is the source of this 2181-nucleotide messenger RNA. It is a transcript of the gene SET2, whose product is annotated as histone methyltransferase SET2. The record is from RefSeq and is a predicted model, not a curated record. NCBI's taxonomy places the organism in Eukaryota, Fungi, Ascomycota, Saccharomycetes, Saccharomycetales, Saccharomycetaceae. The coding region runs from base 1 to 2181 and encodes 726 amino acids. The transcript has a single exon.
AUGACUUCACAACAAGUUCAUGUAAAUGAUUCCAUACCGAAAUUAUUCACUAAUGAGGAAGAUAAGACCGACGAAGUAUUAGCUACGUUUACAGAAUUGAAAAAAUGUACAUAUUCUAGCAAGAAAUUGGGGAAUUCUAAGAAUAAUGAUUUUAUUGAAUGUGAUUGUUAUGAGGAUUCCACUAAUGGCGUCAAUCAUGCAUGUGACGAAAACUCUGAUUGCAUUAAUAGGUUGACUUUGAUUGAAUGUGUGAAUGAUUUGUGUUAUUCUUGUGGUAACGAUUGUCAAAAUCAAAGGUUCCAAAAAAGUCAGUAUGCAGACAUUUCCAUUUUUAAAACGAAGAUGAAGGGCUACGGUGUGAGAGCCAAUGCUGACAUUGAAACUAAUGAAUUUAUCUAUGAAUAUACGGGUGAAGUCAUUGAUGAAGAAAUAUUUAGAGAUAGAAUGAUUGAAUAUGAUGAAAAAAAGUUCAAACAUUUUUAUUUCAUGAUGUUACAGAAUUGUGAAUUUAUUGACGCAACUUUGAAAGGGUCUUUGGCAAGAUUCUGUAAUCAUUCUUGUAACCCAAAUGCAUAUGUGAAUAAAUGGGAAGUUGCUGGUAAAUUAAGGAUGGGGAUUUUUGCUAGUAGGAAAAUCAUAAAGGGUGAAGAAAUUACCUUUGAUUAUAAUGUGGAUAGAUACGGUGCCACAGCCCAAAAAUGUUAUUGUGAAGAACCUAACUGUAUAGGAUUUCUUGGUGGCAAGACUCAAACAGAUGCUGCUUCAUUACUACCACAAAGCUAUGCAGAUGCAUUGGGUAUUAAAGUUUCUAUGGAGAAAGAAUGGAUUAAGAAGAUGAAAGAAAUUGGUGUGAAGAUAAAGAAACACGCUAAUGAUGCUAACAACAAUGUAAACAUUGAUUUUGUCGAAUCCAUUGAUAUUCAACCAUGUCAAACUCCAGAUGAUGUAAGAAAAGUUAUGAGUGUCCUAUUACAAGUAGAUAAUGAAUACAUUGCAUUAAAAUUGUUUCAUCGUUUAUACUCCAUUGAAGAUGAAAUUCUUUUACAUCAGGUAAUUAAAUUACAUGGGUACAUUUGUUUUGCCAAAUUACUAAAGACAUUUGCCGAUGAGAUAAACACAGAGGAAGAAAUAUUGGAAUUAUUAGAAAGGUUGCCGAAAACAACAAAAAAUGGUAUUACGUCCUCCCAAAUUGAUACGCAAGUAUCCGAAUUAUCUGAAGAAAUACCGUCCUUAAAGGAGCAAUGUGACAUGUUGUUAAAUAAAUGGGAUAAGUAUGAAACGUAUCGUAGAAUUACAAAGAAAGAUAUCAGCGAGUCAUCAACCAACAGAAUGAUUGAUUUAAGAAGGAUAAGAUUACCAUUAGGCUGGGAAAUUAUAUAUGAAAAUGGACGUCCAAUAUACUUCAAUGCUCAAAGGCAAAUAAAGUUAAACGAACCACCAACAGAAGAACAUAAUGUUAUGAAUGAGAAAACCAAUAAUAAUAAUAACGAUGAUGAUGAUAUUAAGAGACAUGGGGGUAGCGUACAAUCUCAUGACUUGUUAAGAAAUAAAAGGCGGAGGGAGCAUCUUGACAAUUUUGUCAAAAAACAGAAGAACGGCAGUAAAUCUGACCCUUGGCAAAGAUCAGGAUCGAAAUCCAAUGAUCUUAUCGAUGAUCCUUGGCGUCCAAGAAGAGGUGGGUCUUCGAAUAGAUCUUUGGAUUCAAGUUUUCAAGAAGAAAAAAAAUUUUCUACUCCACCACAAUCCUCAUUAGAAGAAACUGUUAGUAAGAACAAUGAUGAAUUAUUACGAAUCAUUGAAGAGGCAAAUAAACAGAAGGAACAAGAGAGAGAAGAAGAACUUCAAAGAGAAAGGGAAAAAGAGGAGAAACGGUUACAAAGGAAAUCUAAAUCUCAAGUUAAUGUCUCUGAACAUAAAUGGAACAAGUUUUUCGCUAGUUUUGUCCCCAAUUUGGUUCGUAAAAAUGUAGUUGGUGUUAAAUUGAGUCAUGAUCACAUAAAGGAAUGUUCUAGGGAUAUUGUUAAGAUAUUGACCAGUAAAGAGCUAAAGAAAGAUGAUGCCAAAAGUCCACCAGAAGACCUCACGAGGGAGAAGAAGAAGAAAACAAACAGUUUUGUGAAAGUAUACAUGGAGAAAUUCAUCGAAAAAUAUAAAAGCAAGAAGCAUUCGCAUAAGCAUUAA